Ambispora leptoticha is the source of this 407-nucleotide messenger RNA. Lineage: Eukaryota; Fungi; Glomeromycota; Glomeromycetes; Archaeosporales; Ambisporaceae. The record is from the annotation of a GenBank genome assembly.
CAGUUUCAGGGUCAGCAACAGUUAAAUUAACCGGAUUUGGCAGGGAAAAAUUGGACGGGCUGGCUAAAUUGCCACAGUUUGGACCGCAGUUUGGCUUUAAAAAAUUGUUUUCUGCUGAGGGGGCAAUUUCUCACCCAGUAGAGCAAAAGCAGAAGCGACUUGACGAAUUAAGCAAACCAGGAUUAGUAAAAUUAAGAUUAUUGGCUGGCUCAAAAGCAUUAGAAAAAGGAACGGGGGCGGAAUUAGUAGAAAGAUUAUUAAUAUUAAUCUCACCUUUCGGAUUAGUCGCUGAAUACUUUCCAAUUCCAUAUCCUAUUCCGCCUGCCGCCACAGCAGCGGGGGUUGGCUCGGUGGCGAGAUUUUGUUCCGGAAGAACUUUUUCGCUGGCUGGGGAGGAAGCAGUUUGA